Molecule: messenger RNA, 606 nt
Organism: Lottia gigantea (owl limpet)
Lineage: Eukaryota; Metazoa; Mollusca; Gastropoda; Lottiidae
Exons: 1
Biological process (GO): signal transduction
Source: RefSeq, a predicted model, not a curated record
CAACUACUUGAGUAUGAUUCGGAGAUUGAUCAAGAAUAUCAGCUAGUUUCACGAGCCCACACUCUUCCGUUCAGAUGUGAAGGUACAGGUCAUGUGAUUUACAGUGGCAAUCUUGUCUGUCAAAAGGCAGACAGUAAUGUAGUCGUGAAGUAUGAUUUACAAAAACUCUUGAUUGUGGCAGAGGUAAAUUUAGGAAAAGCGGGAGUUGCGGGUACUUAUCCCUAUCAAUGUGGUGGAUAUACGGAUAUCGAUCUGGCCGUUGACGAACUCGGAUUAUGGGUCGUUUACGCAAUGCCUGAUUCUGCAGGCAAGAUGAUGAUCAGUAAAUUAAAUCCAGAUAGCCUGAUGAUUGAGAAAACGUGGAUGACUCGAUACCCCAAAGCAAUGGUAGGAAACACGUUUAUGAUCUGCGGUGUCCUUUAUGGGACCAAUUCUUACAAGGAUUCACCAACUUACAUCAAAUACACGUACGACACCGAAACCGGGCGAGACAAAAUCCUUAAAGAAGGCUACAUCAAUUUUGCAAAUGGGGUAAAACAGAAGCAGUCGAAUACAGUAAUGUUAGACUAUAACCCUGGGGAUAGACGUCUUUAUGCAUGGAAUAAC